CAGCUAUCGCAAUGGAGAGGGAACAGGAGAGCUUUGAGCUGCAAGGAUUUCAUAACCCGCUUGCGGCUGAGUUUGAUCAGUCGCUGAGACAAGAGAAUACAGACAAGCAAAUCCAACUCAGCGAGGAUCGCUGUCCAGAUGACACCCUAAAGAUCAAGCAGUAUAGCAACCAGAGAUGGAAAAUAAUUACCUUCGUGCUGGCUCUAUUGGCUGUUGGCUGCGUAGCGGGACUCGUAUACGUUGUCGGUCAGCGAUUCUCACUCGGAUGUACGUCUUGCAUGUCUUGUGCUAAUUUCAGCAUGUUUGCAGUUGCCAAAUCAUCAGAUGAUCACAGUCCUUCGUCUGAUUUAAGCAAGCAGGUGAAAGGGACAAAGCAACAACCUGAACCCGCAACGGGAACACCGAAUACGGAGCAACAACAUGAACUCUCAACGGGGACCCUUACUACAAAAAUCGGCAUAACUAGCAGCAAUGGCGUUACUACACAGAAGCAGCCCAUUCCACGGACAACGUCUAAACCGGCGACAUCAAAGCGCUCAAUAAUUUUGUCAGAUAAGCAGCCAACCACUGAAUCUUACGUUGCUACUGCUAAAUCCGAGAAAUCGUCAACAGAAGUUCCUAAAUCGUCGCAUCCAUCAAAUUCUCCUCCUCUUCCUGCAGUGACGAUAGACUACGUGAACGCCACGUUAGAUAUUCCAGUUCCUACCUUGACCAUGAAUUCCCAGUCGUACGUGACAGUACAGCUAGCAGUUCCAGCUCGUUCUACCGUUGGCCUAACACUGAAUGCAGCGGCUGCAGACGUUCCCGAAUUAGCUGUUUACUGGAAGAAGGGUACAGAGCCAACCCACACAAGAUACGACUUUACUAAAGCGUUUCGUCAAGUGACAAAACCAGCUCUGUCGACCAAGUUUGCUACUCAAGAAGUGUUGGACAAUGGAAUUUGGUUUAUCACCGUUUUCAAUGGCGGUUCAAGUGGAGCACAGCUAAAUAUCACAUUCUCACAACUCCCACCACCUAAAACUUGUCCGAACGACUGUAGUGGUCGUGGGACGUGCUUUGAUGGCGUGUGCGGAUGUCAUCCAAAAUGGAAAGGCAAAGACUGUUCCGAAGCAAACUGUGCUGUGGCGGACUGCAGUGGUCAUGGCCAGUGUGUCAACGGAAUUUGCUUGUGCCGCGCCGGGUGGAAGGGCAAUGACUGUUCUGAUGUUGACUGUAUUCCAUCAGACUGUAACGGCAAUGGAGUGUGUGAUGAUGGUGUUUGCUUGUGUAAGACAGGAUAUCGCGGAACAGGAUGUGAGAUCGCUCCAAAGCAGUGUCCUGGUGAUUGCUCAGGCCGUGGGUCAUGUGAUACGGUCACAGGUCAAUGCAAUUGCCUACCUGGAUGGAACAACUUGGACUGCAACACCGCUCUUUGCAAGUACAAUUGCAACGGACGCGGAACAUGUGACAACGGCACCUGCCUCUGCAAUUCUGGAUGGACUGGCAAAACUUGUGAAUCGCUUGAAUGUCCGGUGGGCUGUGAAAUCCAUGGAAAAUGCGACAACGGUACCUGCAUCUGUGACAAGGGCUGGAAGGAUAGCGACUGUCUUACCGAUGCGUGCCCCAACAAUUGCACCGUCCACGGGUCGUGCCAAUUGGGAAACGAUGGAGUGUGGACGUGCGUCUGCGCGAGUGGAUUUAGAGGAGCAGGCUGUGAGAUAGGUGUCGAGUUGGUGUGUGGCGAUGGCAUGGACAAUGACGGUGACCAGCUGCUGGAUUGUGACGACCCAGACUGCUGCAACACUACUGUCUGCAAGAAUGACGAUUCCUGCUCAUCAGCACCCGAUCCAAGCGACCUGGUUGGUAAUAUGACAGCCAACACAACCAUCAGCUUUUACGAGACAAUCGAGUUUCUAUUCACAAGUGGUUUGCAGAUGGAAUUCGAUGAUUCAGCUAUUGACACCAAACGGGUAUCUGUCAUCAAAGGUAAUGUCACGACACGCGACACAACGCCACUACUAGGAGUAAAAAUCACCGUACUCGGUCAGCCGGGUGUCGGAUACACUCUGAGUCGCGUCGACGGUUCAUAUGACAUUGCUUGCAACGGUGGCGGUGCUGUCACCCUUCGAUACAGCAAACGCAAUUUCAUUGGUUCCCAGCGUUCCGUAACCGUUCCCUGGAAUGACUAUGUCAGCUUGUCUGAUGUCUCCAUGAUACCCGUCGACAACAAAGUGACUGAAGUUGACUUGAGUUCCGGCGAUGACAUCAAAGUGGCAGCCGGUUCUACUACUGAAGAUGAAGACGGAAAGAGGCAAGGCGUACUCAUGUUCUCUCCGGGCACUGAAGCGUUAGUAAUUAGCCGCAAUGGUACAGGAAACACGUCUGUUGAGAAGCCAAUGAUUAGAGUGACAGAGUAUACUGUUGGUAGUCGAGGUGAAGAGACUAUGCCUGCCGAACUGCCGCCCGCUACUGCAUACACUUAUGCAAUCGAAAUGAGUGUCGACCAAGCCGCAGUCAACGGCUCUACGGAAGUUGUGUUCAACAAGCCGGUGUCCUAUUUUGUUGAAAAUUAUCUCGGAUUUCCGGUCGGAAGUGCCGUUCCGGCUGGAUUCUACAACAGGACGCUUGGUGAAUGGGUUGCAGCUCCUAAUGGACGAGUCAUCCAGGUGUUGAAUGUGACGGUUGUCCAAGGAAAGAGACUGGCAGUUAUCGAUGUUACUGGAAACGGCGUGGCAGCUACUAUGGAGGAACUCGACGAGUUAGGAGUUACUGACAGAGAACUCGAGAGAAUUGCCGCCCAGUAUAACGUUAGUCAGACUUUGUGGCGAGUACCAGUUCGCCAUUUUACUCCGUGGGAUUGCAAUUGGCCGUACGGUCCGCCACUGGACGGAUGCACUCCUUAUCAAUGUAAUGCCGAAGACAAACCUAUAGGCGGUCCUACUCCGGAGGUUGAUCCAAGGGAUCCUUACGAAAUCGCGAUUGGGGAUAUUACAAUUACACCUGAAACUGGAGAUACGUCAACAACGAUGCCCAUCCCUGGCUCGUCGUUCACACUAUGUUAUUCCAGUCGCCGCGUUCCGUCGUACAGGCCUGUAGUUGUGAUUCAACUGACGUCAUCAUCCCUUCCUGGAUCUUUACAGAGUGUUCAUCUGAAGAUCAGAGUGCGAGGUCAACUGAUCGUCAGACGGUUUCCGCCUCAACCAAAUAUAGUGUACCGCUUCUCUUGGGACGGACGUGACGCAUACAACCGCGUGGUUCACGGUACGGUACCGUGCACAGUGAAUAUUGGUUACGAGUAUCAACUGGUGUAUUAUGCUGUGCGUUCUCAAUGGCGUCAGAGUUUUAAUCGUAUCUCCAACGCUGAUGUAAGGUGGCAGGUUAGGAGAGGUAACCGCAAAACUAUCUUUUGGGAGAAACGGGUAACGGAGAUUGGUACGAGUGAUGGAGCCAUCGAGCUUACUGGUUUGGGAGGCUGGUCUCUGGACGGUCAUCACUCAUACGAUCCUGGUGCAGGCAUUCUUCAGAUGGGAGACGGAAGAAAAAUCAGAUUCAAAGACAAAUCUAAGGUGGUUAAAACUAUUGUCGGUGAUGGUAAUCGACGCCCUGAAGUUUGUCCUGACUGCAUGUCUUCCGUCCAAGGAACAGACACCUCUUUAAGAGCUGCCUCUGUCCUGGCGACUGGUAACGAUGGAAGUAUCUUUAUGGGCGAUUACCAGUUGAUCAGACGUUACCACGUAGACGGUAAUGUCAGCACCGUCGUCGAUUUAAGAGAUCAAUCGCCGUCUUACUCUUACUACAUGGCUGUUAGUCCUCUCGAUGGAGACCUCUUUAUAUCUUACGCCGAUCUCAAUCAGGUUAUUCGCAUCCGAGCUGAUCUACUGUCAGCAGAUCAGCCAGUCAUCACUCUCAAAGAUGUGGGAACAAAACUAGGAGUAAGCGUAUUUGCGGGCAACGGUCAACAUUGUCGUCCAUGGGAUUUUGAUUGCGGUGAUAACGGACUAGCUGUAGAUGCUAAACUGACGGCACCGAAAGGAAUAGCUGUGGGACCUAGAGGAACAGUCUACUUCAUUGAUGGAAAGCUUAUUCGUCAGGUUGGAGGAGACGGUCUGAUAGAAAUAUAUGCCGGUUCUCGAGUACCCAGGGGUUGUGCUCCUCCCGGCUGCUGCAACGACAUUACGGGAAAUGUUCCACUCGACCAAUCUUACUUUGGCUGGCCGACCGAUCUAAACCUCAAAGCAGACGACGAGUCUCUCUACGUGAUCGACCGCAACAACGUGUACCACAUCUUACGAGAAGGUCAAGUGAGGGUAGCCGCAGGCAGAGCGCCCCACAUUCCGCCACAACCGUCCGUCUCACAGCAACAGCAAGACGAUUUCGCGGCCAAACCCGCUCUCCAAGUAGACCUCGCCUCCCUCCGCGGCCUUGCCGUGUCCGACAGCGGCACCAUCUUUUUCGGAGAGACAAACUCGGAUCGAAUCAAUAGAAUCCGAUUUGUUCUUCAGUCUGGAUUAAUGGUUACAUUGGCCGGUCGUGAUCCCGGCUGCGGUUGCUCGAGUUAUCGGUGCACUCCAAAAUGCUUUUCCGGCGACGAAGGGGCCGUCAGUAAAGCAACUUUCUACGUUCCGUCGGCCGUCGCUUUGUCUCCCGAAGAAGACACUGUGUAUAUCGCCGAUCAGAGAAACCAUCGCGUUCGAGUGGCUCGCAUUAGCCUUCCUCAAUUGUCGAGUUCGGGAUUCUAUAAUAUACCAUCGCCAGACGGAUCUUUGAUGUUUUCGUUUGAUUUCGGCGGUCGUCAUCGUGCGACUGCCGUAACAACUACUGGUGAUGUCAUACGCACGUUUGAAUACGAAGAGUUUGGUCUUCCGGGGAGCCCAAACUUGCGACUAAGUAAAAUCACGAAUAAUUUUAACAACUCGUUGCAAAUUGAAAGACAGUCCAACGGUCGUCCGACGAGAAUUGUCACUGAGAAUCGGCUGACGCUUCCCGUGUCGCUUGAUUCGAAUGGAUAUUUGACUUCUAUCACAAAUGAACGGGGUAGGAAAGUUAAAAUGGUCUAUGAAGGUAACGGUGGCUUGCUAUCAUCGAUGACGAGUGUGUCCGGCUUGACUCGGUCGUUUACAUAUGACGACACUGGUCGCCUGACGAAGUUGCUCGGACCUGCUGGACGAUUUACACGGCUAGACAGAGUAACAGACGGUUCCCAGUCGCAGGUGCAAGCGAGGGGCAACGGUCAUUCAACAACAGUGACAAGCACUGAUUCUUAUCAAUCGGUCACUCUACCUUAUGGUGGCAAGGUAACGAGUACUGACAUAACCGGAGAGACUCGCAGCAUUGUUUUUCCCGAUGGACUGACAGUUGAAGAGGAAGCUUCAAGUGACGCGGUGUGGGGAGAGCAGCUUCAAACUGUUGCUAAAAUGACAGUAAAGCUACCAUCAGGGAUAACCCAAACAAUUGAAUCAAAUCAUUACGCCAGUUUAAAACAACCAUUCAAUCCCUUAUCACUAACCAAAUCCGGACAUACUAUAAAGGUAAACAACAGAAACUGGAUUAAUGUUGAAUUUGACAAGUCGUCACUCACAAGAACAAUCAAGUCUCUCCUAACUCAAGAAGAACUUAGACUUAUGUUCAGAAAAUCGGGUCAGCUGCAAGGCAUGACGACAGUCAACGGAGGAUUGUCUCCCGUCAGCCUCUCGUAUGACGCAUCAGGCAGAAUUACAGCCAUUGAACAAGGAGGCGUCCAUAAGAGAUACAAAUACGACUUAUCGGGUCGUCUUAUAGAGCAAAGUAUCGAUGGUGACGGAAGUAUUCGCUUUGGUUACCACAAGAACAGCAUUCAACCGGACAUCCUUCUUCUCCCGAGUGGAAAGAAUUUCACCUUUUCUUACUAUCCGGGAGGCUCGCUUGCUAGCGUUGUUACACCAGGAGGCCGUAAACACGCGUUCACUCGCUCUCUCACGCCAGCAACAACAUCGUAUACCUACACCCUGCCAAACAGCAACACAUCCAUCAGCCACAUCUACAACUCCAACGGUGACCGUGCCAUCACCCAAUUGCCCAGUCGUACGCGUACAAUUUCCUACACUCCCGACGCAAAUGGCAGACUAGGAGAAAUUCGAUACGACGACGAAGUGAUCGAGAUUGGAUAUUUUGACGACACGGCCAGAGUGACGUCCGUACAGAGAAUUAAAAUAUCGAACGAGUCGCCCGAUUCAAUAAAGAUUACUGCAGCUGUCCUAUUAGAUGUUGGCAAUAACGGCGACGAUUUCGACGUAGCGACCAACGGAGAGACGAUCAUCAGGUACAACUACGAUGGGCCGUACAUUACAAAGGUUAUACAAACGUUAACAUCGGACACUGGCGUGUCAGCAUCGUUAAAGUUCGAGUAUUCGUAUGACGCAUAUUUUAGACAGACUCAACGGAAAGGGACGCUCAACGGACAGUCGGUCGCCACGGAUUCUUGGCAAUACGGCAACGGCAAGCUGACGGCGUUUGGUCGCUACUCGAUAUCCUAUCCGGCAACAAAUGAGAGAAAAAUCUAUUCCAGCUCGUCACUUCAGAUCAGGGAGAAGCAUGACGGUAACGGACGGCUGAUUGAGAAAACGCUCCAGGUGAACAGCAAGACCGUGUUCUCGUUGAAAUUGUCGUACGACAAUGCGUCGAGGGUGGCGACAAGAGAGUUGAGUGUGGGUACAGUAGUCAACAAAUUUCAAUACGUUUACGACCUAGAUAAACGGUUGACGGAAGUGUGGCAAGAUGGCAAGCGGGUAGAGAAGUAUUCCUAUGACGAUGACGGUAACCUGAACGCGUGGGAAGGGUUGAAAAGACAAUCGGCUAGUUUCGACGGCGCCGGCAGAGUGACCAGCGCAGGCAACACGAUGUACGUUUGGAAUACCGAUGGAUUGCUGUCUCGGAGGGGAACACAUUCGUACAAGUAUACUGCAAGAGGAGAGUUAUUAUCGGUCGAGGACACAAAAACAGCUAAGACAGUAGUCUCAUUUACUUAUGACGGAUACGGUCGUCGUGCUAGUCGCACAGAGUUUCCUUCUUUGCCUCAAGGACCACAGUCUACUCUGUACUUUUAUGGAGAUCUCAGAGACCCAUAUCGCAUCACACACGUGGUGACAAACUCUGGGACUGUUCAGAGGUCGUUACGAUACGAUCCUGAAGGUAAUCUGUUUGCAAUCGAAGGAAGCAACACCAGAUAUGUGGCAACCGACGAGCUUGGAACUCCUAGAGCUCUCUUUGAUACCAGUGGCAAGCUCAUUAAGCACGUGACGUACAAUGCAAUCGGAGAAACAGUGUCAGACACAAUGCCAGAUGAGACAUUUUACAUUGGAUUCAGUGGUGGAAUUUUGGAUCCAACAACGUCGUUUGUACGCACCCGAGCUGGUGAUUAUGAUCCACUCUCUGGUCAGUUUGUAUCCUACAAUCCAUCUCAAAUGGACUUGUCCACAUACAACAAACAGCUCAGUCCACUGUUUGAUGCUAUGGCUGAUGCUCGUUUGCUCCUACAUGUUCAGCAUCAGGUACACGACCUGGUAUCCACUUCAAUCAGUGACCACAGUCUCAGCUGGAUCGGAGAAAGGGACCUACCCGUCCUUCCCGGUGAUGCGCAAUUCACGAACACGAAUGAUCAGCAGGAUAAUACUGUGGGAUGGCCAUUUGAAAACGGAUACAACAAGGGUGUGGAAAGUGGAGAGCUCGAAGAGUGGUUUAACAGAUGUGGCGCAAGCUGUAGCUGUAAGAGAAAGUAUGUACGAGGAUCUGAUAUCCUGGCACCCGUGCUCUACAGAUACAGCGAAUGGCAACGUUGUUGCUUCUGACAGCUUCUGCAAUUGCUUCUAUGUGCUGUGUCGCUACUGGUUGUCUAAUGUGUGUGCAUGCAUGAUUCGUAAUUUGCAAGGAUCGUCAAACUUCAUGAUCCAUAGCUGCAGUAUGUUACAGCAAAAUUUUGUCUCUCUGUCUAUACCAGGAGUGGUAAUUGAUCAGUACAGUCACAGUA
This is a messenger RNA of Corticium candelabrum, 7981 nucleotides long. RefSeq names its product teneurin-3-like. Gene Ontology annotation, biological process: heterophilic cell-cell adhesion; neuron development. The record is from RefSeq and is a predicted model, not a curated record. Gene Ontology annotation, cellular component: neuron projection. The transcript is spliced from 27 exons. Bases 12 to 7802 code for a protein of 2596 amino acids. NCBI's taxonomy places the organism in Eukaryota, Metazoa, Porifera, Homoscleromorpha, Homosclerophorida, Plakinidae. Gene Ontology annotation, molecular function: protein homodimerization activity; cell adhesion molecule binding; protein heterodimerization activity.